UAAACCCCCUUUUCUUCUUCUUCUUCUUCCAAUAUCAGCACCUAACACUCACACCAGCCCCACUUCAGCCAAUACCCAAGCCGCUACUCCACCCCUCAUUCACGACACACCUGUUGCCACUUCGCAGCCCACAGAACCUAUCCAGCCUUCAAACCCGUUACCGGCCACCUCCACUUCCACUCACCUUCACCCCCUCUGCAACUGCGACCAAACCCCUGUUUCUUCACCACCCGUACGCCUGCUCUGCAACCAACAACAAUGGAAGCCAAACCCUCAAAUCUUGUCGAUCAAUUAGUCGUUCCAGGAGAUGUCAUACUGGACCUCUCAAACAUGGCUAAUCAAACUCUCAAGCUCGGUGGUGGCUUACGUCAGGAUGGUGAUUCCAUAUGUGUAAUGAAGGCUGGGAAGUUGAGGUUUAUGAAACCAAAUAAAUAUUGGGUUGAGAGCUCUCAGAAGAGGUAUGUACCGAGUGCCGGGGAUAACGUUCUUGGAGUGGUGGUGGAUACUAAACCAGAAAAUUUCCUUGUGGACAUUAAAGGACCUGCGUUAGCAUUUUUACCUGUUUUGUCAUUUGAAGGAGGAACUAGAAGGAACAUACCCAAGUUUGAGGUGGGCACUUUGUUGUAUGUUCGCGUGGUCAGUGCCAACACCGGCAUGAACCCCGAGCUUUCAUGCAUGGAUGCCAAUGGCAAAGCAGCAGAAUAUGGCGUACUUAAAGAGGGUUAUAUGUUUGAGUCAUCCACUGGCCUCGCAAGAGCGCUUCUGAGUUCUCCGCCUCAUCCUGUUCUUGAAGGCCUCGGAAAGAAACUCUCGUUUGAGAUAGCCGUGGGCAUAAAUGGUCGAUUUUGGGUGAAUGCAUCACAAUCGUCAACGGUGAUUCUGGUUGGAAAUGCUAUACAGAAAUCAGAAUCUCUCAGCUUGGUGCAACAGAAGAUUUAUUUAGAGAAAUUGCUUAAGAGUAUCCAGUGAUCAACUCAUGUUAUGAACAAUUUUUAUGUUCAUUUGUCAUUUUUAUCUAGAAAGCUAACCAAUUAUUAUUAUUAAACCAUUAUGUUCAAUCUUC
This is a messenger RNA of Helianthus annuus (common sunflower), 1063 nucleotides long. RefSeq names its product putative exosome complex component rrp40. Bases 259 to 969 code for a protein of 236 amino acids. The transcript is spliced from 9 exons. Gene Ontology annotation, cellular component: nuclear exosome (RNase complex); cytoplasmic exosome (RNase complex). Gene Ontology annotation, molecular function: RNA binding. NCBI's taxonomy places the organism in Eukaryota, Viridiplantae, Streptophyta, Magnoliopsida, Asterales, Asteraceae. Gene Ontology annotation, biological process: poly(A)-dependent snoRNA 3'-end processing; CUT catabolic process; nuclear polyadenylation-dependent rRNA catabolic process. The record is from RefSeq and is a predicted model, not a curated record.